CCACGUUGUGCUUCAUUCACAAAUAGGCACCGUGGAUUACUCCAGCCGGAAGAGAGGCACCUUCCUCGGGCUGCUCUGACCCAGGUUGACGCAAACAAUUUUCGUCCCAACAUUCUCCCAAAAAUGAAAAUGUCCGCGGCCGAGAUCUCGCAGGUGCUCAAAGAGGGCGAGUUGGAGAAGAGGAGCGACAACCUGCUCCAGUUCUGGAAAAGGAAGACUUGCGUCCUGACCCCCGACAGCCUCAACAUGUACGCCGACACGCAAAAGCGCACCCGGGGCAAAGAGCUCAAGUUGCAGUGCAUCAAGAAGGUGGACUGCGUGGAGCGCACCGGCAAGUUCGUCUACUUCACCAUCGUCACCACGGACGACAAGGAGAUCGACUUCCGCUGCCCGGGCGAGGACAACUGCUGGAAUGCGGUGAUCACCAUGGCCCUCAUCGACUACCAGAACCGAAAGGCCAUUCAGGAUUUCAAGACCCGUCAGGACAACGAGAGCACGUCCCCGGGCCAGCAGGAGCGACGCAUGGCGAGGGCCCCGUGAGAUUCAUAUGGAUGUGUGCGUGUGGCACACACAAGAAAUAAUCAUUCAAGGACCAACCAAAAGGGAACGAUGACGUCACCGGGUCCAGAGAUGAAGGAUUGGACUGAGAUGUCACAAUGACUCUCGCAUGUCCAGCACAGAUUUUCCAAACUCCACUCACAUGGACUGAAAAGUGAAGUUUGCUCUCAUGAGAGGAAGUGGGGGGGGGGUGUGCCUAUAAAAGAAUGUCUGUUAAUUUAUUUGUUUCCAGGAUAGGGUGUCUACUGGUAAACUGCACUUGUUUAAAUUAUUUGCUUGUUUCAAAGCGUUAUGUGUUGAUGUAUUUAUUUCAAUAAAUAUACGUGCAUCUUUUUGGACAAA
This is a messenger RNA of Hippocampus zosterae (dwarf seahorse), 900 nucleotides long. RefSeq names its product pleckstrin homology-like domain, family A, member 2 (gene phlda2). The transcript has 2 exons. NCBI's taxonomy places the organism in Eukaryota, Metazoa, Chordata, Actinopteri, Syngnathiformes, Syngnathidae. Gene Ontology annotation, molecular function: phosphatidylinositol phosphate binding. The coding region runs from base 124 to 540 and encodes 138 amino acids. The record is from RefSeq and is a predicted model, not a curated record. Gene Ontology annotation, biological process: positive regulation of apoptotic process.